Molecule: messenger RNA, 8620 nt
Organism: Megalops cyprinoides (Indo-Pacific tarpon)
Lineage: Eukaryota; Metazoa; Chordata; Actinopteri; Elopiformes; Megalopidae
Product: signal-induced proliferation-associated 1-like protein 1
Exons: 20
Coding region: 67-5376 (1769 amino acids)
Biological process (GO): regulation of small GTPase mediated signal transduction; activation of GTPase activity
Cellular component (GO): cytoplasm
Molecular function (GO): GTPase activator activity; protein binding
Source: RefSeq, a predicted model, not a curated record
CUCUCCGCUAGAGGAGGCCGUGUAGCGGCCCAUGGGCUGGACGGCGCGCCGCGGCCACCGGCGAGCAUGACGAGCCUGAGGCGCUCGCAGACGGAGCGGAGCGCGGGGGGCUCGGUCCCCGCCACCGACGAGUUCUAUACCCGCCACGUGCGCCUGCCCAACGGCGCCGCCCCGCCCGCCCGGGGAGACGCCGCCCACCCGCCCGCGUGCACGCCCGGCGUGCCCAAGAUGGGUGUGCGGGCCCGCGUGGCCGACUGGCCGCCUAGGAAGGACGGCGGAGGGGUGUGGCAUGCGGCCGCGGAGGCGGAGCCCGCCGUCUCUGCUGGCAGCGUUCAGGCCGUCCUGCCCACCAAGCUGGGCCACCUGAUGAGCCCGCAGGACUCCUCCAUGCUCCGCAGCAUCCACAACACGCUGAGGAGCAAGACGCAGGCGGCCGCCGUGGGCGCGGGCGCCGGGGGCGACGGCCGCUUCCUGUCCCCCGACGACCAGCGGGGCUCCUCCUCCGCCUCCCGCAAAGGCCUGCGCCGCAUCCGCCAGCGCAGCAACAGCGACAUCACCAUCAGCGAGCUGGAGGGCGCCAGCGACGGGGGCGAGGACUGGCCCACCCCCGGGUACAAGUGGUCCCCCGUGCACCGCGAGUACGGCAGCACCUCGUCCAUCGACAAGCACGGCGCCUCCGGGGAGAGCUUCUUCGACAUGCUCAAGGGUUACCAGGGGGAGGCGCCGGACCAGCGCAGCCCCGCCCCGGAGAAGCUGGGGGACCUGCUCACCAUCAGCCACAAGGCGUCCGGGUUCGACCUGCCCGACGGUCCCGCGGGGGGCCACCGGAGCAGCCCGUCCGGCCGGCCCAAGGAGCGCGACAAGCCCCUGAAGCGGCGCUCCAAGUCGGAGACGGGAGGGGACUCCAUAUUCCGGAAGCUGCGUAGCGCCAGGGCGGAGGGCGAGUCGUCGCGGGCGGGCUCGGACGCCGAGGACGGCCGGUCGGAGGACGGGGGCCCGCCGGCCAAGGCCUGGGUGUGCCAGAAAGGCUUCGCCCACUACGACGUGCAGAGCAUCCUGUUUGACCUGAACGAGGCGGCGCAGAGCCGGCAGACGGCGGUGCGGCGGAGGAACACCACCACGGGAGCCUCGGCCGCCGCCGCCGCCUCCGCCUCGUCCUCGCUCUCCUCCACGCGCAGCGCCACCCGCGGCUCGCCCUCCGGCAGCCAGGAGGAGCUCAGCGGCAAGGACGGGCCCGGCCUGGACGCCGGCGACGACAAGAGCAACGAGCUGGUGCUCAGCUGCCCCUGCUUCCGCAACGAGAUCGGCGGCGAGGGCGAGCGCCGGAUAAGCCUGUCCAAGCUGGGCAGCAUCGGCAGCGGGGGCGCGGCGGCGGGGCCGGGGGGCGCUGACGGGAACCCCCUGGAAUCCUCGCUCAGCACCCACUGCACCAACGCCGGGGUGGCCGUGCUGGAGGCCCCCAAGGACGGCCAGGGCCUGCACCCCGAGCGGGGCAAGCGCUACAUCGUGGAGCACGUCGACCUCGGGGCCUACUACUACAGGAAGUACUUCUAUCUCAGAGAGCACUGGAACUACUUCGGCGUGGACGAGGUGCUGGGCCCGGUGGCGGUCAGCCUACGCCGGGAGAAGCUGGAGGAGCACAAAGAGCACGGGCAGCAGUACAACUACCGGCUCAUCUUCCGCACCAGCGAGCUGACCACGCUGCGGGGGUCCAUCCUGGAGGACGCGGUGCCGUCCACCUCUAAGCACGGCACGGCACGCGGGCUGCCUCUCAAGGAAGUUUUGGAGUACCUGGUGCCUGAGCUCAACGCCCACUGCCUGCGACUCGCCCUCAACACGCCCAAGGUCACCGAGCAGCUGAUGAAGCUGGAUGAGCAGGGGCUCAGCUUCCAGCUCAAGGUGGGGGUGAUGUACUGCCAGGCGGGCCAGAGCAGCGAGGAGGAGAUGUACAACAACGAGGCGGCCGGCCCCGCCCUGGAGGAGUUCCUGCAGCUUCUCGGCGAGCGCGUGCGCCUCAAGGGCUUCACCAAGUACCGCGCCCAGCUGGACACCAAGACCGAUUCCACGGGCACCCACUCCCUGUACACCACCUAUAAGGACUACGAGAUCAUGUUCCACGUGUCCACCAUGCUGCCCUACACACCCAACAACAAGCAGCAGCUGCUGAGGAAACGGCACAUCGGGAACGACAUCGUGACCAUCGUCUUCCAGGAGCCGGGAGCCCAGCCCUUCUCCCCGAAAAACAUCCGUUCCCACUUCCAGCACGUCUUCGUCAUCGUGCGCGCCCACAACCCCUGCUCCGACAACACCUGCUACAGUGUGGCCGUCGCUCGCUCGAGGGACGUCCCCUCCUUCGGGCCCCCCAUCCCCAAGGGCGUGACCUUCCCCAAGUCCACGGUCUUCCGGGACUUCCUGCUGGCCAAGGUGAUCAACGCGGAGAACGCGGCGCACAAGUCGGAGAAGUUCCGCGCCAUGGCGACGCGCACGCGGCAGGAGUACCUGCGCGACCUGGCGGAGCGCCACGUCACCAGCACGCCCAUCGACCCGUCGGGCAAGUUCCCCUUCAUCUCGCUGGCGCACAAGCGCAAGGAGAAGAGCCGGCCGUACGCGGGGGCGGAGCUGCGCAGCCCGGGCGCCAUCACCUGGCCCGUGCACGUGGAGGACCACGGCGCCGGCGCCGAGCUGGAGGGCCUGCUGGCCGUCUCCAACGAGCUGCUGGUGCUGCUCGACCCGGAGGCCAAGGCCGCGGUCUUCAACUGCUCGGUGCGCGACGUGAUUGGCUGGACGUUAGGAAGCCCCGCCUCCAUGAAGGUCUACUACGAGCGUGGGGAGAGCAUCUCGCUCCGCUCUGCCAACAACAACACCGAGGACUUCCGUGAGGUCGUCAAGCGCCUGGAGCUCCUGACGAAGGGCUGCGAGACGACAGAGAUGACCCUGCGCAGGAACGGCCUGGGCCAGCUGGGCUUCCACGUCAACUACGAGGGCAUCGUGGCGGAAGUGGAGCCGUACGGCUACGCCUGGCAGGCGGGCCUGCGCCAGGGCAGCCGGCUGGUGGAGAUCUGCAAGGUGGCGGUGGCCACGCUGUCCCACGAGCAGAUGAUCGACCUGCUGCGCACCUCCGUCACCGUCAAGGUGGUGAUCAUCCCGCCGCACGAGGACUCCACCCCGCGCAGGGGUUGUUCGGAGCUGUUUGCCCGUCUGCCCAUGGUGGAGUACAAGACCAACACGGAGGGUGUCUCCUACGAGUACAAGUUCCCCUUCCGCAACAACAACAACAAGUGGCAGCGGCCGUCCCCCAGCCCCCAGCAGUCCCUGUCGGCCUCCUCCCAGGCCCACGGGGCCACGCCCAGCCGCGCCGUCAGCCUGGGGGGCAGCAUCGGCAAGGCACUGCCCGCCGAGCGGACCACUGUCAUCCCCCGCAGCGUGUCAAGCGACGGGCGCCCCCUCGACCCCAAGAGGUUCUCCCCGGGCUCGGACAACUACGCCCUGGCCUCCUCCAUCGUGAUGGGCCGCUCGCCGCACAACCGCAACUCUCCCAGCAUGCUCUCCUACUCCAGCGACGGCGGCUCGGCGCACUGGCGGCAGAAGUCCAUGCCGGAGGGGUUCGGGGCCAGCAGGAACUCCCCGCUGCCUGUUGACAGGCAGAGCGUCGGGGAAGGGGGCGGGGGCAGCGGCAAGUCCACGCCCAGCUGGCCGAGGUCGGAGGAAGGAGGCGGGGCUGGGGGCGGGGCCGACAGAUCCUCUGCAGAGCUGUCAGUCACCAAGUCUGGCCCGCCCAUCUCUGGGGUGCCCCGCAUCCAGCGGCAGGAGCAGGUCAUCCACCUGUCCCCCAACAAGAGCAACCAGACGGAGGCGCCCUAUUCCAGCCACUCCAGCAGCAACACGCUGUCGAGCAACGCCUCCAGCGGCGCGCACAGCGACGAGAAGUGGUACGAGAUCGGGGGCGGCACGGCCGAGCGGCCCGACUCGGAGACCAACGGCUUCGGCGGCGGCUACCUGCAGGGGGCGUCGGCGGACAGCGGUAUCGAUGCCGCCUCAUACGGGGCCGCGCACGGCAGCUCCGGCUCUCUGCUGGCCGCCGGCGCGCCCGGGCCCCGCGACAAGGCCGCCUCCCCCUGGCCCAGCCCCAAGGAGGGGGGCGGAGGCGCGGGAGCGGAGAGGUCCCCCCUGCCCGCGGAGUCCCCCGUCCCACUGGCGAGCUCAGAGGGCCCCGCCAAGAGCCCCUCCACGUACCCCCUGGUGCGGGACGGCAGCUCCUUCAGCCUCAGCGACGUGGCGUCCCACUCCAGCACGCUGAGCUCCAGGCACUCCGGCAGCCCGGUGGUGCUGGGAUCCAGCCGCAGCUCGCCCCGAGACGAGCCGGCCCCGCCCACCUCGCCCACCUCCCAGACUUCCCUCUCGCCGGGGCCCAAGAGCUUCUACCCCCGCCAGGGCGCCACCAGCAAGUACCUGAUUGGCUGGAGGAAGCCGGGGGGCACUAUCAACUCUGUGGGCUUCGGAGAGGCACGCAAGAGGCACCAGAGCGAAGGCCUAGAGGGCAGGCAGCCGCAGCUCAGAGCUGUGAUGAGGGAGCUGCAGUCCCCUCAGCGCCUCACCAAGUCCACGGUGGAGGAGGACCUGAAGAAGCUCAUCGCCCUGGACAGCCCCCCGCCCGUCAGCCACGAGCGCAAGCCCUCCUUCUCCGGCUCCGCCCCGAACCGCCGCUCGCUGCACCGCACCCUGUCGGACGAGAGCAUCUACAGCGGGCAGCGCGACCCCUCUUUCAGGGUGGAGCCGGCCCUGCCCGGCGACAUGCUGUUCAGCUGCUCCACCGUGCCGCGCUCGCCCACCACCCGCGCCGUACCCCUGCGCCGGCCCUCCUACAUGCUCGGCGUCAAGCUGCACGGUGACCUCUCGGCCUCUGACACCUCCCUGUCAGAGCUGCAGGACCGGCAGAGGCAGCCACUGCAGGACCCGGGUCUCAUGCCCCUCCCAGACGCCGACGCCGACAGCGGCCUGGACUGGUCUCACCUGGUGGACGCCGCCAAGGCCUUCGAGGUCCAGAGAGCCUCCCUUCUCGCUGCUAAAGACGUGAAUCACAGAGUGGAGAAGAAGGACUCCAGCUCCCAGCAUGCCGAGCCGCAGGCUGCCCCGCAGCCCCGCCCCUCCCCCAGUGAGAUCCCUGCAGGCUUAAUGGGGAAGGUCAGCCAGCUGGAGUCCAUGGUCCGGCUGCUGCAGGAGGACCUGAAGAAGGAGAAGGAGGACAAGGCCACCCUGCAGGCCCAGAUCCAGAACCUGCGAGAGGACAACCAGCGCCUGAUGGAGGAGUCCCAGAACGCUUCGGCCAAGCUGAAGAAGUUCACCGAGUGGGUCUUCAACACCAUCGACAUGAACUGAGCCAGAGCGGGAGAGACCCCCCCUCCCCCACAGCCCUGUAGGGACCAGUGCAUGCCUGAAGACAUUCCAGCCUUACCUGGCCACUGCAGAGCUUAUCCAAUCCCCCGUCUCCCUCCAGUUACUACCCCCUCCCCCACCCUUUCAAGGAGAAGUCAGCUCCAGAGUGCCAGUCUUCGGAGCCAGUCAGUUUUAUUUUUUGUGAGGAUUUGACCGUUUUAACCCUUUUAAUUUUCUGUUGUUGCUGAAGGACUGUCGUAUGGGCGAUCUCCUCUCUUCUUGCACAGUCCUCUCAACCGCCUUUAGUCCGUUCAGAAAUGGAUCCUGUCAAGAGCGUGAACACGGUGCCAGCUCUGUUGCGAUGCGUUGGCAUUUGGCAGUGUGUUUGGGCCUGUGAUUCUCCCCCUGUCCUUGCAAGAUGGACAGUGCUCUUUCCUUCACUCAGCUUAUACCGUCUUCAGUUGAAGUGAUCUGCCAUCGUAACUUUCAACACCACAUUGCUAUGGAUGCCAUAAGCUACUCAAGCCCUCAGUCAGUGCAGACAGAUGUUGGGAAUACCUGACCGCGGAUCAGAAGUGAAAGCAGUGGUUUCCUCACUGCGACUCGCCAUCACUCCAGACUAUGGGGAAUGGGAAGCAACCACUCUGCUUUCCAGGGGUCCAUGUCAUUCUCUUAAGGGAUACAAGAUGCUACACUGGUCGGCAAAUAUCUGACUUACAAUUUAACAUGGGUUGUUUCUUUUUUGUUGGUUUUUUGGGGGGUAAAAGAUGCACAUUCAUGAGAUACCAGCACAAAUCUGCUUCUGUGACUCAAAGAGGGCUGAAUAGGGGAGAGAUUUUGGGGUUUAAACCCCAGCACCCUUUGUGCUUCUGUGGGGUGACGACGCCAAUGCGACACUACCACAGCUGCUAGCGUUAGCGGACGCAACGUCUGUCCCAGAGUGCAUCGUGGGCCGUGGCUUCUCAAGUGGCGUGACAACAUUCCAGUCAGCUCAUUUCAGUUUGUCGGUUGGAAAAAAAAAACAGAUGACAUUGUUUGGGGUGCCAUAACAUGUUAUUAAUCAAGUGUAUGUAGGUAUUUAAAAUGUACCUCUUUAAAAGCAAUAGGAAAGAGCUUCUAGUUUUUAUUUUUCUCAAAGGGGAAACUUGGAGUUCUUUGCUAAACACUUACAUAGUUGCAUUAGUUUUGAUUACAACGGUUGGCUGCUUCUAAUAAAGCAAUUUUACACCUGCAUUUUGUGGUGCCAUGUACUGAAGAGGGUAGCAUACUGUAACUGAAGAGUCUUGCCAUCUUUAGGAAUGUGCAUUUCAAAUUUAUGGGGAAAUGAUUUGUGAAAUUUGAGUUCAGAUUAAUUUAUUUCUUUCUAUAAUAGAAACAGCCUGGUCCUAUAUGCGCACUGCAUAACUGAUGUCUAAAGUCAUAGUGUAUAGUUCAUUUAGAGUGGUCAUUUCCAUGAUUUAGCUAGCCAUUAUAGUUCAUUAAUCACAUAAAUACAUCUGCUAUAUUUUUGAUGUCUUAAAAGAUUGCAGUUUUUCCCGAGCAUUAUUUAAUGUAGCUACAGUGCCACCUAUUGAUAUUAACAGGUAUAACAACUGAUGAAAGGAAUCCGCUGUAUACUCACCAGUUUCUGAUGACUCUCAGAUGGCCAUACAUCUUUAUGGCUUGCCUUUGCUUGGCACUCUGUUUUCUGAUAGAGAGGGAAUAACGUGUACGUUUGUCACGCAUUAGGGAGAUUUAGUUCAAGGGGGUUCGACAUACAAAUGGCAUGUAGCCAGCAGUGAAGAGUCAUCAUGACUUUCUAAAAUGAAUAGGAAAGCCACUGUGCUUUUGAAAGCUGAGCCCUCCCCUCCUGCCUCGGUAAAUGUACUCUACAAGAAGCAGUGCAUUAUAUGUGUCAAACCAACAUUGUCAAAUACCCUGUUCCUCUGAGAUGGCGGCUGGGCCUGGGUUAGCAAGAGGACUUCUGCCGCUUGUCCAUCAAACGGCCGUUACCCAACCAUGCUGAGGAAGAGCAGCCGCAGGGAGAGGCGGAGGGAAGGAGAGCGGGAGAGGAGCGAGCGAGAGAGGGAGAGGCUGUUCAUUCAGGAGGCAGGUGGGCUAAGGAAGGUUAUUAAUACAGCUCAACAGCUCUCCAUCCUUCCAUCAAUCUUACAGACAUCGGCGAUUUUUUUCUGCUAAGCCAAUAUGCACCUCCCGCCUGACCUUUACUUACAAAAUAAGACCCUUUUUGCAGUAAGUCAGUGGUCCAAAUCCAACUCUCUGCCUCAUGUAAUCAUGUAAUUAUUUCUGCCCAGUUGAGAGGUGAAAUACCGUAGUCAGUUGACCAUUGAUUUUCAAUUGGCUGUAACAGUCGAGGUUUUGCAGAGUGCUUCACAGAUGAGCUUAUUGGAAAGGGAACGCGCUGCUGUAAGCCCCACAAGGUGUGCGGCAGCUCCAGAAAUACUCACACUGAUAUAGUUUCCCAUAUGGCAAUCUGAAUGAAUCCUAUGCAGGAGAGAAAGGGCCAAGUUGUUUUAAGAGGGGUGAUCGUUGGUUUUAUUAUAGGAAUUGUUGGGAAGCUGCAGGCCUCUUACGGGCUUCUGAUUCCCCUGACAAAUCACAUCAUUGGGCCCUGUAAACAUUCCAGGACUCAUUCUCCCUCACAUCCCUGGCUAACAGCCCUCAAAAAUGUUCACAUUCGGUGACUUCUCCUUUUUCCCCACAUUCUCCUUUGGAAGGAGUGGGGGGAAUCAGGAGCGCAACGCCUGUUCCAUCCCUAUAGGCGUUGGUGCAUUCAGUGAAGACCUUCAUCUCAUAGGGAGACCCAGUUUGGUUCACUGUUAGAGAACAAACUGUUUGACACCCGUUUCACCAUAUUCCUGCUGUUCCAGUUGGUUCGUGAGAGCCCUUCCUUCUUUGGUUUGUUUCUCGAAGGCAACGAAUGGGAAAAGAUGACUUUUGAAAUGUGAAUGUUUAAUUGCUUCUGUUUUCUUUGCACAUUGUCUGUUUUUUGUACUAAUUAUUGAGAAGAUUAUUCUGAGAACAAAACCUUGUGCAGAACCACUUGCGCCGUUUUAGUUCGUUUUCCUUUUUCCUGGAAGAGACAUCUUAGCCAUGUUGUGGCUUCUGAUCUUCCAUCUUCUCCUUGGACUCUGUAGACUGGAUCUCUGCUCUUGUCUCCUGUCUGUGUUGCCUUUGAAAAUGCUACUUUUGGUAUUUUUCUCUAUUUUUCUCCCAAGUGAAAAUGUCUUAUGGAAAAAUCUUUUGA